CGUCUCAGUGCCCCUCCGUCGCUAUGGUGCCUGUUGGUUUCCGUGGGCUUCACCGCCGGGUGUGUGUGAUAACCGGGCGUCCAGUCGAGUCGACACCAUGACAAUUGACACGCGGCUACCGAUAAUGCGUGACUUGUCAAGGAAGGGGCGAACAAACAUGAAGUUGGCGACGCUGCUCUUUUACGGCGGCGCUCUGGGGCUCCUCGCUGUCGGCCUGAGAGAGCUGUUCACUGGCUUUGAGGAGAACCGAUGCAGUAUGACCUACAUGUACGAAUACCCUGAGUUUCGGCGUGUGGCGUUGCCUCGCCGUGUGGCCAGACUGUACCCAGCGUAUGGGCUCUACCUGUAUGGUGAGGGUCUGUACGCCCAGGAAACCCGUGAGCUUCAGCUCUUUGGCGCCCCUGUGCUCUUUUUGCCUGGAAAUGCAGGAAGUUACAAGCAAGCUCGUUCUCUCGGCUCAGUGGCGCUAAGGAAGGCGGAGCGUGCAGAAGGGGGUCUCCACUUCAACGUGUUCACCGUGGACUUCAACGAAGAAAUGGUGGCCUUGUACGGUGGCAGUUUAUGGCAGCAGACACACUUCCUGCACGAGAGCAUCAAGGCCAUCCUGAAACUUUACAAGCACCUGAAGACUCCUCCCCAGAGCGUGGUACUUGUGGGCCACUCCAUGGGCGGCGUGGUGGCUCGGGCGCUGUUCAUGUUGCCCCACUUCAACACCAACCGGGUCCGUCUUAUCAUCACCCAGGCGUCCCCUCACGUCGCUCCAGUGCUCGUCUUGGACCCAUACCUGCUGGAUUUUUAUUCUUCACUGAGGAAAAAGUGGGUGAAGCAGGCAGAUGAGCUGAGGAACGUCACGGUCUUAUCAGUUGGCGGUGGUCACCGUGAUUACCAAGUGCGCUCUGGACUCAUCUCUCUACCCUGUCCUCCGGGAGACCCAAGUAAAUUGUCCCUGGUGGCCACUGCAGUUCCUAGGACCUGGGUUUCCACUGACCACCUAUCCAUUGUGUGGUGCAAAGAGCUCGUUCUCGCUACUGUCAGGGCCUUCUUUGAUCUCGUCGAUCCAGAAACCAGACAGUUCACAGACAACCCAGCUAAGAAGAUUGCUGUACUUAACCACCAUUUCAUUCGACAUCCUGUCCGAAUGUUGGGGGACACUCAAGAAGCCUCUGUCUCCAUGCUAGAUGCUCCAGAGGCAUGGAGUGAAGUGAACACUUUGCGUUUAGCAUAUACCACACCAAAGGAAGUAGAAGUCAAAUACUUCAUGUUUGCCCUUUCAAGUCGUAGGAAGGCUUACAGUGAUUUCUACUGUCGGAGCAGCAACCAGGACAUGACCAGCUGGGUGUACGGCUGCGUGCACCGCAAUGGUUCUUCAUGUGUGCACACGGUGGAUUUGUCCAAGGGGGCUGAGCUUCUGCCUCCUUAUAAGGUCUUGACGCUAAGUCUCAGUGACCUGUCUUCAUUCACUCAUCUGGUGGUCUCGGCCUCCAACUUUAAUGGCAAAGAGUUCACGGUGGAGUGCGAGUGGCAAAGGCACCAAUCUCGGACUCUUUCGGCCCCUGUUCCACAUGUUCUCUCCUUAGGUUUGUCAGUCAGCGAAGUGACAGUGAACUUUAGUGGACUUUUCCACACCAUCGAGCUACAACACUUUCAUCAGGUCUAUCAGGCUUUCAGAAUUAAUGUUGCAAGUCAGUGUAAGGUACAAAAAGUCGGUGUAUCACCCAGUGUCUACAGAAUGAAGGUACCGUGGUUCCUCGAGGACUCCUUAAUAACAGCCAGUGUGCCAUCAGUGACGGAAAUUUCAGGGAUGCUCCACACUAACAGGCUGGACAAUGCGUCCAGUGUCCUCCUGCAGCUACACACUACACCCAACUGCCAAUAUAAGGUCUCAGUGAGGACGUCAUUUCCCAGGGUGUUGGGACAGAUCCUGCGCUUCUUCGGCCCCAUGGUGCCAGUGUACACGACUGUAACCCUCCUGCUGGCCUGCGGUUGUCAACUGUCCUCCAUCAGGAAGUUGGGGAGACCUGCAGACAUUAGCCUCGUGCUUGGCAAAGGCCUGCAACCACAUAAAGUCAACAUGUCUGUUUAUAUCCUGCACAUUCUAUUGAGUUGUACUUGGUUCAAAGACACAUGGUCGCUGCUUUGCCUUCCCCUGAUGGACGUCACCCCACCCAUCUUCCCUGAUACGGCGGUUCACAACGGUACAACGCCAUGUGCAGAAUGGUCGUACAUCCUGCACCCGCUCCUCUACAUCUUCGGCGCUGCGGUGGCAUUUUGGGGCAGCAUGCUGAUCCGACUCUUUACGCAGCUCAUUUCGUUGAUCUUAGCUGUGCUGUACAGACCAUCUAUCUCAAGAGACUGCGGCACUCUGCGCAUGCGGACCCAAGUUCUCGUCACGCUAUCUCUUACGGUUGUGGGCUGGACAACCUGUGGAGUGCUGUCAGUCAUUGCUGCCUAUUUGUUUCACCUAUACAGGGUACUGAGACUACAGAUGACAGAAAGGUCCUUGCGUCACAUUCUCAAUCUGGCACCUCAGAACCACAGAGAAAAUUCCAGACCGGAGGCCAAAGAAAGUAAUGACAUGCCACUGCUGUCGGAGUGGGCUCUACGGGAGGCCCAAGAUGACCUGCAGCUCCAUCUGUGUCUGUCUGCUCUCUUUACUGUACCUGUGAUGCUCAGCACACCCUCGCUUAUCCACUGGAUCCGCAACCUGAGGUACUCCACCCAGCUUGAUCCCGACCCCUGUUGGCCGUACUUUGUACCUCUGAUUGUCGUGUACGUACUGCUUAUUAACUGCGACACUCUGAUGCUCGCCAACAGUAAACUGCUGCAAUUUACGUCCUUCCUCCCGUUACCUGUGUCCGUCGCUAUGGUGAUGUUCUCCCCGCUGCACCUGUACAGAGUGAUGUACUUCCUCUUGGGAGCCCUCGUUCCCUUGGCAUUGUGUUGUGUCCUCUGACGGUAUCUGGUUCUGUUUUUUAUUUUUUAUUUUAUUUUUUGGGGGUAACAAGCCCCACUACUCGAAGCUCUUUUUGUGAACACUUGGUGAUAUUGUCUUAUUUGUUUACCUCGGAGCAGAGCCGUAGACAUACCUUACUCUGUGAACCGCCUUCUCGAUAGACAGUGGUACCCUGACUUACGAGUAACCAGAAAUACACAUUGUGUGUAUUUAACCAAACCACAUAACUUAAGAAAGUCCGCUAGCUUAAUGCUAACACACAGUGCAAAACGCCAUAGGCGAGUGAACAAAACUCGCAUUGAUCUUGCAGUAUCUACAACAACUCUUUAAGCAGCGGAAAUUUUAACACUAAUUGUGCAACAACAUGUAGAUAGACACUAUAGCAAUGCACACAGGUAUAUCCAGUGGAACCCUGCAUAUUUGAGGUUCAGCAUUCACAAAUUAUUCCUUGCUAUUUGUGGAAAUAUGUGCUUAGAUGCAUUUUUUCUCUUUUUUUUUUUAUUUUUCUUUAUCUGAUAUCUGUUUAUUCGCAGAACCCUCUGCUUAUUUGCAUUUUAUUCCCUGGUCCUCAGCUGAUUUGUGAUUUUUUAUUUUUUUUUUCAUUUAUUUUAUGGCAAUUGCAAUGUAAUGGUAAUUAUUUGCAGUCAGGCUCGGUGCCUGUCCCCUGUGAACAGCGGGUGUCCACUGUCUUCUUUAUCCUCCGUGAAAAACGACUAGUAUUACUGCAGCUUACUGAGCUUUGAAGAGACUUUCUUCUUUCUUUCUUUCUUUUUUUAAGUAAUAUACUGACAUCUGGUGGCAAAGGCACACACACCAGAAGGAGCAGUACAAUGUUCAAUGGGCAUUGAAGCAUGCACAAACUGUUUAAUACUUUACAUUCUCUUAAAUUAUGUUGUUACUGUAUGUUUUUCUGAAAUACAAUAGUGUAGAGUGCUAGUUUUCAUAUUAAAAAAGGAUUAACGGGGCACUGGAACGGAUUAAUGUUUUGUGUUCCUGAGCAAAUGAAACUCGUAAGUCAAGGCACCACUGUAUUUGCAUGAAAAGCUCCACUCUUAGAGCAUGUGGAAGAGUUGCUGCCAAUUAGGACCAAUCUGGUGAACCAAGUUUGCCUUCCACUGUACAUCUAUAGCUCUGCAACCGUGUUACGCUGCUGAUACUUAAGCUUAUCGACAGAGUUUUAGUGGUUUGAAUGUUUUUUUUUUUGUUUGUUGUUUUUUUUGUUUUGUUGGUGUUGUGUUGCUGUUCAUGCACUGUUAAAAGUCCUACACUGCCUUUACCAACGGACUGUUGAACCUCGGCCUCAUCCGUUGCCAGUUGCCAUGCAUUCCUUGAGAGAACCCAAAGUAACCCAUGUUUACACACACAGGCCAAUGCAGUACAGUAGUCCACAUUUGAAGAACAGAACAGUAAUUGCUGCUCAAUGAAAUGUACAACAUACUAAAGCCUUAACAUCCUUCCCCCUCCCUCCUUAUCCUCCUUGUCCCCUUCUCCUGUCCUUCCUCAUCGUCCUAGUCCUUUUCUUUCUUUCUGCUCUUCCUCCUCAGUCUCCUACUCCCUCUUUCCUCUUCAUUGUCCUCCUCCUCAUCCUUCUUUUUCCUUGUCAUUGUCUUCUUCCUCCUUCUCUUCGUUGUCAUCCUUUUCCUUCUCUUGCUCGUCAAUCUCCUCGACUUCCUCUUCCUUGUCCUCCUUCUCUUCCUUUUCCAUAGCUUCUCCUUUUCGUCUUCCUCUUAUAUUCCCUCCUACUUCUCUCCUUCCUAGUCCUCCUCUCACUCAUCUUUUUCCUAAUCCUACCUUUCAUCGCUGUCGCUUUCCUCCUCCUCCCCCCUUCUUUGUCUUCCUCUUUUUCUUUGGGAGGUUAGAUUUUUGCCUCUUCUCCCGCAGCUCUGAUCCUAAGAUACUGAACCCCCAGUUGUGGAGUGCCUGCCCAACCCAUCAAGUGUGAAAUUACUUAACCCAAUCUUUCCAGACACCCAACUAUUUAUAUACAAGCAAUAGAAAGCUGUUUUCCUUUAUGUCCCCUUCAAAACUGUGACAUAAUAUGUCUCCUUAAAGUUGAAUAUCAGUUGACCUCUGUCUGUGUGGACACCAGAUGCCUUCAGAUCCUGAAUGGAGUGUAGAUCUUCAGCCAUUUGUCAGACCUUAGAGCAUUCCGCUCAGUUUCGCAGCCUCCUUCACGCUACUGAGGCUUGAUUGCUCCUAAAGGGAUAUUUGUAGUCCCUGCCAAGCAGCACGACUACUGUCGUUAUAAGACUACGUUAUUUUAUUGAGAAGCUUCUCUGGUCUCAUCAAUUGUACAUGCUACUUAGGUUGUUUGGUGAAAACACUAUGUCCGUGUCGUGGAUAUUUAACCAAGUAAAUCCUUGCCUGAAUAUUUUUUUUUUUAAAUUGACAGUGACUGUUAUUAGUAAUGUGUUAAUACUGGUAUGAUCACAAAUCACUACAGUGACUUUUUUUUAAGGAAAGCGUGACAAUGUACAAGUGCUUUUAAUGUUCAACCUCAUCAAACUAUUUCAGGUUAUUGCGACACAAAUCCAUUUAGUGUUCAAUUUCCAUUCAUACUAAAUUUUUGUGGUUUAAACAGAAACUGGAUGUCCCACGAGCUUUAGUAGUUAUUAACAGGCAUUUCACAUUUCCUAACCCUCCUGUUGGUUUGCAGCAAGAAUAUAUGUAUGUUUCAUUGUCUAAAAGUGUCAGACAUGGAAAAAAAUCCUGAUCAACAUUGUUUCCCAUUAGCAACUCCAUUACUAACUAUUUCAUUGAAAAUAUGUGAAAUCGAUUAUAUUUGUGAAGCCAAGUAGAGGGCGUUUCGUUCCGAAGAUUGAGUCAAUUUUACCCUCAACAUAAUGGAAUUAAAUGGUUACCUAAUACAGAGUACCCUGAAAUUCAAUAGAAACCACUUUGAGAUGAGCUGGAGUGUCAUAAUUUUAAAUGUGCCCAUUGUGAGUCCGUAGCCAUCUGGCGUGCUAGUUAGCCCGUUUUAACGAUCCUAUUAUGUUGCAGGUCAAAUUUACCCAUUUUAAAGUAAAACUAUAAAUAUUGAUUGAAAUCAUGAGGAACGUUAUUGGGAUUGUUUUAGUUUCUGACGCUUGGAUAAUGAAACAUGCCCCGGGUCAAAUUGGCCCAGGAUCGUUAUUGUUGCUCCUGAGAAAAUUAACAGGAGGGUCCAAAACAAACAAAUGCACAAUUUAUUAGGUAUGCAAAACUGAACCCAAUCCUGUAUACAUGUAUUUGCAGUAAAUUGUCCGUUCAUCUGAUACUACUCUGUUAGUUCAUUUCCAUUGUAAUUGUAUUAAUCAUUCUGGAUGCUAAUCACUAAUUGUUGGUUUUAAUACCGAUGCACAAAAUGAGCAAAAGAUUAAUCCUGCAAAUAGAGGAGACAGAACCUACUUUUCAUAGUUCUGUUUCUGGAUAUUUUACUGCACAUUAACUACACACUAAGCAUGUCCAACACUUGUGUGCCUCUCUGCUUUGCUUAACCCUCCUGCUACGUUCAUUUCUCAGGAUCAGCACAAACGUUCCUGGGUCAAUUUGACCCAGGAGUGUGUUUAAUAAUACAAAAUUGUUAUUAAAUCCUCCCUAGAUAUUGUUGGUAUCUCAGUAUUGAACUAAACUUGCAAAUAUGUAAAAUGAAACAUUGUAUAUGUUCAUUAGACAUAUUAAGCUAAGUAGAAAUUUCAUAGCGAUAAACUAUGUUACACUAUGUAGCAAGAGGGUUAAUCCAUACCGCGCGAACAUUACACCACAUGAGCCGGGUGUGUGAAAUCAUUUAAUUUAAAGUGCCUCUUUGGAAAAAUACCAACCCGUGUCGUCCUUUGGAAAGGCAGCAAGUGGGACUCGUUUGCUGGAUGUUGUUGACAAACGUAUACUGUAAUCAUGACUAUAAAAAGCUGUGUGAUGUUGUGCCAACUCUUUGUGUUUUGUGGUAUCAGUGCAUAUGUGGACGUGUUAUUAAUCUUAGCCACAUUUGGAAGAGCCUUGCUUCUGAUCCGACAUCCAAUUCCGGGUGUUUAUUUUUAUUUUUUUUGUACUUUAAUUCUGCCUCUUGAGAACCAAAAAAAUUAAAUUGUGUCACUUGAACCAUGCAGUGUGAAACCAGCUGUAGAAAAGCAGGAAGUACUUUCGCUCUGUGUACUCCAUGGUUAAGGCCUAUACGCAAUGUAACUCAAUGACAGUUUUUUUGUGCUAUUGUGUUUGUCAACUGUUUGAUGUUGUGAAUCAAAUGAAAAACGUACACGGUGAAUUAAUCACAUGGACACAUUUGUUGGUACCCUUUAAAAACCCACAAACCCGGCCUUUGAGAUAAUUUUAAACUGACGAGUAAUUAAAAAAUAAAAACAA
This is a messenger RNA of Phyllopteryx taeniolatus (common seadragon), 7291 nucleotides long. RefSeq names its product post-GPI attachment to proteins inositol deacylase 1 (gene pgap1). Gene Ontology annotation, cellular component: endoplasmic reticulum. Gene Ontology annotation, molecular function: phosphatidylinositol deacylase activity. The record is from RefSeq and is a predicted model, not a curated record. Lineage: Eukaryota; Metazoa; Chordata; Actinopteri; Syngnathiformes; Syngnathidae. The transcript has 26 exons. Bases 98 to 2953 code for a protein of 951 amino acids. Gene Ontology annotation, biological process: endoplasmic reticulum to Golgi vesicle-mediated transport; GPI anchor metabolic process.